This is a messenger RNA of Pteronotus mesoamericanus, 479 nucleotides long. Its product is annotated as cytochrome b-c1 complex subunit 8. The record is from RefSeq and is a predicted model, not a curated record. Lineage: Eukaryota; Metazoa; Chordata; Mammalia; Chiroptera; Mormoopidae. The transcript is spliced from 3 exons. Gene Ontology annotation, biological process: mitochondrial electron transport, ubiquinol to cytochrome c. The coding region runs from base 125 to 373 and encodes 82 amino acids.
UGGGAAAAUGGUAUGCCCCGGAAGUGACUUCACAGCCUUCUAGACUGGCUUCCGGUUCUACCGGAAGUGGCGGACGGAGGCCGGUGCAUCCCGCGACUGUAGAGAGCGAGGCGCCGCCGCCACCAUGGGCCGUGAGUUUGGGAAUCUGUCAAGGGUGCGGCAUGUGAUCAGCUACGGCUUGUCGCCCUUCGAGCAGCAGGCCUUCCCGCACUUCCUCAGCAAGGGCAUCCCCAACGUGCUGCGCCGCACUCAGGCGUCCAUCCUUCGCGCCGUGCCGCCAUUUAUAGCAUUUUAUCUUCUCUACACAUGGGGGACCCAGGAGUUUGAGAGAUCCAAGAGGAAGAAUCCAGCGGCCUAUGAGAAUGACAAAUGAGCAUCUCACCUGGAGGAUGGUUCCCUGUCUCUGAAAGACCCUUCUCUGGGAGAGGAGUCUACACUGUAGUGUCUUGAAGACACAAUAAACUUCUUAUAGGCUGCAA